Olea europaea var. sylvestris is the source of this 2278-nucleotide messenger RNA. Its product is annotated as protein PECTIC ARABINOGALACTAN SYNTHESIS-RELATED-like. The record is from RefSeq and is a predicted model, not a curated record. The transcript has 12 exons. Bases 211 to 1782 code for a protein of 523 amino acids. NCBI's taxonomy places the organism in Eukaryota, Viridiplantae, Streptophyta, Magnoliopsida, Lamiales, Oleaceae.
CAGUCACAUGGGAGUGUCAGCAACGCUAGAUAAUUGUCCUCUUCCCCCUCCUCUCUGACACACACAGUGCAGUGAGCCGACUAACAAGCCGAAGGCAAGCCGAGUGACGCCAGCAGGAAGCUGGCGUAUAGCCCGAAGCGAGCGACGGCGGAGCUUCGCCAUUCUAGCUCCAUCGGCAAUAGGGCGACGCCGUCCCCUACUGCCUCCGUGAUGGCGUCAUCCCCAUUGUCCCCCGACAAUCACCCGUCCGCAGCGGACGACGAUGACGACUUCCGCGAUCGACACCCUCGUGAUCGCUCUUUCCGGUCUUACAUCCAAUCGCUCCUCCCUCGUUCGAUUUUCCCGAUUGACGAUCUACAUAGGCCCCACCCUCACAACUCCAAGAUCUCGCUUUUUAUACUCGUUGCAAUUGUUCUCACGGCCGUGAUUUCGAUUUCUUCUAUCGUCAAUAGAUUUAAUGCUCCAUACUUGUGCCAAAAAGAUGGCAUAACUCUUAUCUGCCCUUAUGUAAAAGAGUCUCCAUCUCUAUGGGAAAAUCCUUAUUCAGCCACUACAUCGUGGAAGCCUUGUUCUGCUCGUCGUGAGGGCGUAAUUUCAGAUAUUCCAUCAGAGAAUGAAACAAAUGGCUAUAUUUUCAUACAUGCUGAGGGCGGUUUAAACCAGCAAAGAAUUGCUAUAUGUAAUGCUGUUGCUGUGGCCAAAAUUAUGAAUGCUACUCUUAUCUUGCCCGUGUUGAAGCAGGACCAGAUUUGGAAGGACCAAACUGAGAAUACUCGAGUAGAUCCCCAUGCCUUUGUUGCAGAUCCACUAAAAGUUAAAAUAGAUACUUCAGCUGCUGAAGGAAUGAUCCAAUUCUUCAACAUUCCGAAAUAUGCUCCUGCUCAGUUCUACAUUGACAAUGUUUUGCCUCGAGUCAAGGAGAAGAAGAUAAUGUCCUUGAAACCUUUUGUUGAUCGACUGGGGUAUGAUAAUGUUCCUCCUGAAAUCAACAAGCUAAGGUGUAGGGUAAACUAUCAUGCUCUUAAGUUUCUUCCUGAGAUUGAGCAGAUGGCUGAUUCUCUUGUAUCAAGGAUGAGAAACCGAACUGGCAGUUCAAAUCCUUUCAUGGCUCUUCAUUUAAGGUUUGAGAAAGGUAUGGUGGGCCUAUCAUUUUGUGAUUUUGUGGGGACAAGGAUGGAGAAAGCUGUAAUGGCUUUAUACAGACAAAAGGAAUGGCCUCGGCGGUUCAAGGAUGGUUCCCAUCUUUGGGCACUAGCUCUGCAGAAGCGGAAGGAAGGGCGGUGCCCGCUCGAGCCUGGUGAAGUGGCUGUGAUGCUUCGAGCUAUGGGCUAUCCUAAAGAAACUCCUAUUUAUGUUGCUUCUGGGCAGGUUUAUGGUGGACAGAACCGCAUGGCACCACUCCGGAACAUGUUCCCCAAUCUUGUUACAAAGGAGGAACUGGCAACCAAGUUAGAGUUAGAUGGAUUCAGGAAGCAUGUGACGAGCUUGGCGGCUCUAGACUUCUUGGUCUGUUUGAAGUCUGAUGUCUUUGUGAUGACUCACGGAGGAAAUUUUGCUAAAUUGAUAAUUGGAUUUCGUAGGUACAUGGGUCAUCACCUUAAAUCCAUAAAACCUGACAAGGGUCUUAUGUCGAAAUCUUUAGGUGAUCCGUACAUGGGCUGGGCCACCUUUGUGGAAGACAUCGUUGUUACUCACCAGACUCGAACUGGAUUACCUGAAGAAACUUUCCCCAACUAUGACAUUUGGGAGAACCCUUUGACACCCUGCAUGUGUAGAGCCUGAUCGUGUUAGUACUCGUAGUGUAGCACAGACCAUAGGAUAUUCGUUGAAAGCAUUUCCUCGAACAAAUGUGCCCACGUGCAUCAAGAAAUUUGUCAAAUUUAAUUUUGCUUUAACUCUUAGUGCAUGUUUGGUAUGAAGUGAUCAACAGUAUAAUGAACAAAAUUUUAACUUCUUUGAUACUCUCCAACCAAACAUGACUUAAAGUUUGAGCAAUACCAUAAUGCACUGUUGAUGCUAUCUUGGAAAUUCAGUGCAGAGAGAGAGAGAGGUCAAUGAAAUGUGAGUGUAUGUUACUGAGGCUUGGAGGUGGGUAAGCCCUUUAGGGUCCAAAGAUGUGAUCCCCAACAAGAUGAAACACUGCAAUUUUGUAUGGGUUUAUGCUUAAUCUAUUGUAUAAAUUAUGAUUACACGGUACAAAUGCCAUGUUUAUUAUGCUGUAUGUCCAAUUUGCUUUAUCAAACGUGUUUGGUAGCAAUUUGAGGCUAUUUUGCCUGAA